UCCCCACAAUGUCGCGAAGUGUAAGAGCCGAAACUCGUAGCCGUGCCAAAGAUGAUAUUAAACGGGUAAUGGCCGCAGUGGACAAGCCCAGGCAUUGGGAAAAGAAAUGGGUUACAAUCAAUGAUACGACCAUGAAAAUCUUCAAAUGGGUUCCCAUAUCGAAUAACGAUAAAAAGAAACUUGGUGUUAACGGCGCCGUUGGUGGUGGCCUGGGUAGCAAAAGUGACAAGGAGAAUUCGCAAAAGAGUACACCGACGCCACCGCAAAUAACCUCCAGUUAUGGAGGUGGUCUGACUGCUGAGGAUUCCAAUACCUGCUUCUCCGUUGUCAGUGAUUCGCAGGGUGCUGAUUUUGUUAGCAGUAUGCCAUUUUCGGAAGACUCCAACUCCCAGGGCAGUGAGGGACCAGUUAAGCGACUUAAAACAUCCGAUUAA
Messenger RNA from Musca vetustissima, 434 nucleotides. RefSeq names its product B-cell CLL/lymphoma 7 protein family member A (gene BCL7-like). NCBI's taxonomy places the organism in Eukaryota, Metazoa, Arthropoda, Insecta, Diptera, Muscidae. The record is from RefSeq and is a predicted model, not a curated record. The transcript has 2 exons. Bases 9 to 434 code for a protein of 141 amino acids.